AUGGUAUUGAGGGAGCGUUUCAAUGUUGUAAGAACUGUUUUUCUUUCAAACUUCUUCCUCCUCAUCUUCCUUCUUCCUCUUCACGGCGAUGGGCAGUUUGAAAGUGGUAGAUUCUUUAUCGAAGAAGAACAUGAGAUCAAAAAGGGGAAUAGGGCUACGGUGGGUGUGGCCUCCGGUUUGGAUGUGAUUGAAGCGAUCCUCAUGAUUGAUUGCAGAAAGGGUGUGUUUUGGGUAGUUGGUGGCGAAAGGGUAAUCUGUGAUACGGGGUUUGUGUCUUUCACAGAGACAUCAACAUGCUUCCCAGUGAGUUGUUCUAACCAUUACUCUUUUCAUGUGUUGUCUCUUUGUUCUAUAAUAGCAUCAUUGACUAUCAAUUGUGAAUUUAUAUAUCUCUAA
Messenger RNA from Vicia faba (fava bean), 396 nucleotides. NCBI's taxonomy places the organism in Eukaryota, Viridiplantae, Streptophyta, Magnoliopsida, Fabales, Fabaceae. The record is from the annotation of a GenBank genome assembly.